Pyricularia grisea is the source of this 2925-nucleotide messenger RNA. RefSeq lists its product as uncharacterized. The transcript is spliced from 2 exons. Gene Ontology annotation, biological process: protein folding in endoplasmic reticulum. Gene Ontology annotation, cellular component: EMC complex. The coding region runs from base 1 to 2925 and encodes 974 amino acids. The record is from RefSeq and is a predicted model, not a curated record. Gene Ontology annotation, molecular function: protein binding. Lineage: Eukaryota; Fungi; Ascomycota; Sordariomycetes; Magnaporthales; Pyriculariaceae.
AUGCGACCGAUAUUAACACUGGUACUGUCGGCGCUGCCGGCGGCGCUGGCAGUGUACAAGGAUGAAGUGGGCGACAUUGACUUCCAUCAUGAGCUCGUUGGGCUGCCGCAACAGGACACGACCUUCUUCCACCGCCCGCGCCGCGAUGACCGCGCCUCCCUCCUCUACACCCUCUCCGACCUCGGCAUCCUCGGCGCCAUCAACCCGAGCAGCGGUGCCGCGCUCUGGCGCCAGCAGCUCCCCGAAGAUGCCGACGGCGUACGCCACCUGAGGGCCGCCGAGGGCGAGGGUUGGGUCGCCAGUGCCUCUGGGGACACAGUGCAGGCCUGGGAUGCCGUCAACGGCCGCAACAUAUGGUCGCGCGACUUUGCAGGCGAGGAGGUGCGCGAUCUUGAGGUCAUGGAGAUGGCCGUUGAGGGCGAGGGGCACAAGGACGUGCUGGUGCUGUACUACAAGGAGGACGGCGGGGUCACGACACUGCGGAGGCUGCGUGGCACCGAUGGCGCCGUGGUCUGGGAGUUCCGUGAGGUGACCAAGGAUCUGCCUCUGCAGGUCAGCACCGACCUCCAGAAGGUGUUUGUGGUUGGUCUGCACGGGUCGCCGGGCUCCUAUGGCCUCAAGGUUGCCGUCCUCGACGUGCCCACCGGCAAGAGGAUGGACGACAUCAGCAUUGCGACCAAGUCGGACAUCCAGAGCUCCAAGGACCUUAUCCUAGUCGGUGCAAACUCGGCCAUGCCCAUUGUUGCGUGGACCGAUAAUGCACUUACCACACUCAGAGUCAACGUCUUGGGAACCAAGGCCAAGCAUGACUUUCCCCUUGCAGCUGGCACCAAGUCGGUCGAGAUCCAUGCCCCUCACUCGAUUCAGUCGGACCCUCACUUCCUUGUCCACAUGCGCACCGACAGUUCCAACACGGCCGAGGUCUUCCACAUCGACCUGAAGACCGCUGCCGUCAAAAAGGCCUACGACCUACCGUUGCUCGCCGGCAAGGGUGCCUUCUCGACCAGCUCUGACGGCGCCAAUGUCUACUUUACCCGCAUCACGCAGAGCGAGGCGAUCCUUCUCGCCUCCACAUCCGAGAAGCCCCUUGCCCGCUGGGCUCUCAAGUCUGGCAAGGUUGCUGAGGACAACGUCGUCAACGCUGUCCACGCAGUGUCUGAAGUCAUCAAGAAGUCCGAAUCCAGCUUCGCGGUGCGCGCUGCGGCCCUCACCGACGCCGACGACUGGGUCAUGGUCCAGAACGGCCAGGUGGCGUGGUCGAAGCCUGAAGGUCUCACCGCAGCCGUCGCGGGUGCCUGGGCCGAGAUACCAGAGUCGGAGGAGCUCGCAAAGUCCCUCGAGGCCGAGGCACACAGCAGUCCCGUGUCUGCUUAUAUUCACAGGGUCCAGCGUCAUAUCAAUGACCUGGAGCACCUGCCCGAUUAUCUCAACAAGCUUCCACAGCGCUUCAUCAACAGUCUGCUGGGCACCCAUGUGGGCGGUAACGACAAGAAGCUUGAGAGAGACGGUUUCGGCUUCAACAAGAUUAUCGUCAUUGCCACUGAGCGCGGCAGCAUCUACGGCUUGAAUGCUGGCGAUCGUGGUCAAACUCUGUGGCGACACAAGGUGGAGGAUUCCUCCAACUGGGAUGUCCAGGGCAUGAAUGUUGAUAACUCCCAGGGCACGGUCACUAUCCGUUCCAGCAGUGGCCAAACCUUGGUUUUGAAGACAGACAAUGGCCAAGUCCUGGAUACCACUGCUGCUGAUUCGACAUCCCAGCUCCAAAGUGUUGCCCUGGUUGAUAGCGCCUCGGGACCGUACCUUUUGUCCAUUCCCAAGGACGGCCAGAUUGGACCUCUCGCUGCAGACAAGGCCCCGAAGCAGACUCUUGUCGUCCGCAGCGGUGAAACGUCUCUUCGUGGUGUCAAAUUCCUGACUGAAAAGGAUAGCACUGAGGCUAAAGAGGCGACCACAUGGGUAUUCACUGCACCUAAGGGCGAGACAAUUAUCGAAAUAGCCAAGCGUCCCCAGCACGACCCCGUAGCUUCCAUCGGCCGCAUUCUCGGCGACCGCCGUGUCCUAUACAAAUAUCUCAACCCAAACACUAUAGUCGUACUCACGGCCAACCCCACCGCUUCGACCAUGACCACGUACCUCCUCGACACCGUUUCGGGCGAGACGCUGUCUUCGUCGACGUACGAGGGCAUCGACACCACUCAGCCGGCCUCGUGCACCAUGUCGGAGAACUUCUUCAUCUGCACCAUGUUUGGCGACUACACCCUCCGCGAGGACCCCAACCAGGCCAUCAAGGGCCACCUGCUUACCGUCACAGACCUCUACGAGUCCGAGUACCCAGACGAUAGGGGCCCGCUCGGCGACGCCGCCAACUUCUCGUCCAUCGCGCCCCUCGACGACCCAACCGCCCCGAUGCCCCUGCCCAAGGUCUUGAGCCAGACGUGGGUGCUCGGCGCCCCCAUCUCGGCCCUGGCACUCUCUGUCACCAGGCAGGGCAUCUCGAGCCGCCAGCUGCUGGCCUACCUGCCGCACUCGCGCCAGAUCGCCGGCUUCCACCGCGGCUGGCUCGAGCCCCGCCGCCCCGUCGGCCGCGACCCCACCCCCCAGGAGCUCGAGGAGGGACUGUCCCGCUACGCGCCCGCCAUCGAGAUCGACCCCAAGACGGUCGUGUCGCACGAGCUCGAGAUCCUCGGCGUCAGGCGCAUCGUCACGAGCCCCGCCAUCGUCGAGAGCACGAGCCUGGUGCUCGCCUACGGCGUCGACGUCUACGUCACCCGCGUCGCGCCUAGUUAUGUCUUUGACAUACUCGGCAAGGGCUUCAACAAGAUCAGCCUGAUCGGGACCGUGCUGGCAUUAAGUGCUGGUGUCGCGGCUCUUGGUCCCAUGGUUAGAAAAAAGCAGAUGGACAUGAGGUGGAGUGCUCCUGCAUAA